Molecule: messenger RNA, 2347 nt
Organism: Microcebus murinus (gray mouse lemur)
Lineage: Eukaryota; Metazoa; Chordata; Mammalia; Primates; Cheirogaleidae
Gene: NEU2
Product: neuraminidase 2
Biological process (GO): ganglioside catabolic process; oligosaccharide catabolic process
Cellular component (GO): membrane; cytoplasm; intracellular membrane-bounded organelle
Molecular function (GO): exo-alpha-sialidase activity
Source: RefSeq, a predicted model, not a curated record
UCUAGGGCUCUGGAGUUAUAAAAAGCUCGCAUGUGUCAUUUUCUGGCAGUUGGACAGCUGCACAGGCGCUGCCUGCCCACCCAGCUUUGUCACUGCGCUGCUGUGCUGGGUUUGGCAAGAGCGGCUGAAGGUUAUCACAGAUCUGUCAAAGGAGGCUCGUUAACUUGCAAUAAAAAUCUAACACAAAACACACCUUUCCAGAUGGCCCCUCCCGAUGUCUCAUGAGCCCAAUGCCAUGGAAGCCGAAUGCAGAAUUGGUAUCCAGGGUCCGAGGGUGCAAGGAAGGACAGGCCCCCCGCCCAUGGGGUGAGAGCCACCUGUCUUGGUAGGUGACUCUGGCCCCAUCUCAGGUGUGGCAGAAGGUGACUCGCCUUCUCUUCCUGCCCGCCGCAGCCCCAUGGCGUCCUGCCCCGUCCUGCAGAAGGAAAGAGUGUUCCAUUCGGGAGCCCAGGCCUACAGAAUCCCUGCUCUGCUCUACCUGCCACGGCAGGAGACCCUGCUGGCCUUUGUGGAAAGGCGGAAGAGCAAGAAGGACGAGGACGCGGAGCUGAUUGUCCUACGCAGAGGCAGCUACAAUGCGUCUGCCCACCGGGUCCAGUGGCAAGCCGAGGAGGUGGUGGCCCAAGCCCAGCUGGACGGCCACCGCUCUAUGAACCCGUGCCCCUUGUACGACGAGCACACAGGGACCGUCUUCCUCUUCUUCAUCGCCGUCCUGGGACAGGUCUCCGAGCACCACCAGCUGCACACCAGGGUCAACGUGACGCGGCUGUGCCUGGUCACCAGCACCGACCACGGGGCGACCUGGAGCCCCGCCAGAGACCUCACCGGCUCUGCCAUCGGCCCGGCGCACAAGGAGUGGGCCACCUUCGCGGUGGGCCCGGGCCACUGCCUGCAGCUGCACGACAGGACGCAGAGCCUGGUGGUGCCCGCCUACGCGUACCGGAACCCGCGCCCCCCCGGGCGGCCGUCCCCCUCGGCCUUCUGCUUCCUCAGCCACGACCACGGGCGCACGUGGCAGAGGGGGAACUUCCUGGCCUGGGAGAGCCUGGAGUGCCAAGUGGCCGAGGUCGAGGCUGGGGGACAGAGGCUGGUGUACCUCAACGCCAGAAGCCCCCACAGGACCAGGGUCCAGGCCCACAGCGCCAACAGUGGGCUGGAUUUCGAGGAGACCCAGCCGGUGGAGAAGCUCGUGGAACCCCCGGGCGGCUGCCAUGGGAGCGUCAUCAGCUUCCCCAGGCCCGGCUCGGGCCCAGGCUCCGCGGGGCAGUGGCUGCUCUACACCCACCCCACGGACCCCUGGCAGAGGUCCGACCUGGGCGCCUACCUGCACAAGUGGCCCCCGGCCCCCGAGGCCUGGUCAGAGCCGGCCCUGCUGGCCACGGGCAGCUGCGCCUACUCAGACCUGCAGAGCAUGGGGACCGGCCCCGACGGGUCGCCCCAGUUCGGGUGUCUGUACGAGUCGGACAAUAACGAGGAGGUCGUCUUUCUCAUGUUCACCCUGAAACAGGCCUUCCCCGCUGAACUCGCCCCCCAGUGAGCCCACUACCCGCCCGCGAGGAGGCCCCUUCCACACGCUGGCUGAGGGCUCAGUAUUUUUUUUCUUCCGGUGUCCUCUCUUCUGUCACUUGUAAGGACACUUGUCACUGGAUUUAGGGCCCCCAGAUAGUCCAGGAUGAUCUUAUCUCUCAAGAUCCUUAAUUACAUCUACAAAGACCCUUUUUCACAGAUUCCGGGGUUAGGACUUGGACAUAUAUGUCCUUUUAGGGCCACCAUUCAGCCCACUAGAGCCAUCAUGAGUUAUUUUUGUGUGGGCCACGUGACUAAGGGCAGGACUGAAACUCAGAUAAAUCAGAUAAUUCGGAAGAACCAAGGGGGCGGGAGGGUGAGGCUGUCGGAUGUGCAUCUGUGACGGGGGCUGCCUUGGGACGCUCAGUCUUUGCGGAGACAGGUAGAACCAGGUGGAGGUGAGAGAGAGGGGAGGGGUGCUGUGCCUGUGCAGUUCUCGCCAGACAGAAAGGGCAGGUGCGCCCUGGUUGUCUCAGGGGGUGACAACCUGAGAGAGAACAGGACCUGGGGGGGGGGCGCAACACCUUUCAGACUUCUGGGGAACCUCAGAGACCUUUGUCAGAUGUGGAAGAAUGGACUUACCUUCUCCCCCCACCAGAGCCACCUGGGGGGGAUGGGGACAAUACUCAUAGGUUCUUGCAGCUGAGUGGUAUCUCUGUCUGGCCAGGCGGUGUUUAAAUAGAAUUUUCACAGUGAGGGAGCACGAGGCACCGGCCUCCUAUCAGGAAGUGCUGCUUUUCCAUGUGGGGUUUCAAGAAAUCCAACUGGAAGGAUGAGGAAU